Messenger RNA from Papaver somniferum (opium poppy), 564 nucleotides. RefSeq names its product basic 7S globulin 2-like. The transcript has a single exon. Gene Ontology annotation, biological process: proteolysis. The record is from RefSeq and is a predicted model, not a curated record. Bases 1 to 564 code for a protein of 187 amino acids. Lineage: Eukaryota; Viridiplantae; Streptophyta; Magnoliopsida; Ranunculales; Papaveraceae. Gene Ontology annotation, molecular function: aspartic-type endopeptidase activity.
AUGGCUUCAUUUCUUGGAGUUCGAGUUCAAUCAUUACUUGUUUUCUUAACGUUUAUAUUUUUAUCCCUUUCUUCUCCGUCGAACUCACAGCGUACUACUUCAUUCAGACCCAAAACACUUGUACUUCCAAUUACUAAAGAUGCAUCCACUCUUCAAUAUGUAACCCAUAUCAACCAAAGAACACCUCUAAUACCUGUAAAAGUUGUCGUCAAUCUUGGCGGUCAAUACUUAUGGGUAGAUUGUGAACAAGGUUAUGCAUCAUCAACCUACCGACCUGCUCGUUGUGGUUCAGCACAAUGCUCGCAAGCGAUGAAAACGCUUGGUUGUGGAACAUGCUCCUCCACGCCUAGACCAGGAUGUAAUAACAACACUUGUAAUCUUUUCCCUGAUAAUCCCAUUACCCAAGGGGCUUCAAUUAAUGAAGUCGCUUCAGAUGUUGUGUCUGUUCAGUCGACAGACGGUUCAAACCUUAGUAGCCAGAAACGUGAAAGGGCUUCACGAAUCUCCUUCAAAUCCGCGAUUUUGCGUUCCCAAAAGAAAUUCGUAUCAGGAACGCGAUCUUAA